AUGGCUACCUCGCACCGCGCCCGUCUCCUACUCUGUCUCGCUCUCAUAGCGAUCGCCGGCGCAGUUCCACAUUUCGAUCUGAACGUUUCGCCCGACGACACCGUCCAUAACACUCGCAAUCAUCUCACGGACCCUUAUUCGGCUCAGCUUCAAGGGUAUGAAGCCAUGGGAGAGGUUCAAGCGGCGGUGGAGUACGCGAUGAGGGCGGGCGAGUCAGAGCUAGAGUCUAAGUAUGCUCCGUAUCGCAAGCAGGGCGAGUCGCUCAUGUAUACCGCCGGCCAUGCGCUCACUGGUCACGAACGUCGGCGCCAUCACGCCCGCAUCGCCGCAAGCAAGCGUCAAGAUGCUCCUCCUCAGGAGCCACAGGCGAUAACCGUAGACAUAUUCCCGUUUGCGACGACCGCCGCAUUCCGCGCAGGCUCCGAGCCAACUGCUUCUCCGAACUCUGAACCGGCCGGUUCGCACGACGAUCAGUCGGAUCUUGCCGAUGGUGGGAUAUUUGGCUCGCUUGACGAGGAGCACCAGGAGGGAGAGAAGAGCCACAAACACAAGAUGAUCGCCGUUGCGCUGACGGUCACCGUCAUUGGCAUCAUCCUUCUCCUGGCGGCAAUCAAGGUCUUCCGAAUCACCCAGCGCAAGAGGCGCGCGAGCAGAGCCGCGGAGCAAUGGCGCGAGUCCUUUGUCAACAGUCUUGUGGAAGAGAAGCAGGCGCAGGCAGCCGAGACGCGCAGCCAAGUCAGCGAAGCCUCCACACGCUCGUUCAAGACAGCCCAGUCGGACAUGCUCACGUCGAUCACUCGCAUCCCAACACCCCCGGAGCAGCAGCCGUUCAUGGACAUGACGAUCCGCACAAACUUCUUACCCAUCACCUUCGCUCGUGCCCUGUCUCCUCCCCGUUCUCGCACACCGCCGGCUGAUCCGCUACCCGAGCCACCAAAGCACAAGGUCCCAGAGCACUACGCCCAGCUUCUCCAACCGCUCCCGAAGUCUAUCCUGAAGUCGAGACCUUCCUCCCCACCGAAGGCAAGCCCGCCAGCGACGCAGCUUGAUUCGCCGCACAAACGCGCCCGUAGCGCUCCCGACUUUCUUAGCCUAGGAGCCGCCGCUGCGGUAGCCGCUACAGUGACUGUGGCUGGGUCGGUAGGAGACGACGGCUACUGGGAGAUGUUGGACAUGAUCGGGCGCCCGGAGAGCGACGGCACGACGAUGCGACUCAGCCGCUCCUCUUCGCAGACAAGCAAGGCGCGCUCGAGUAGGUCGAAGAGCGAGAUCUUCCGCAGGAUCUCGGGUAUGACAUAG
Peniophora sp. CBMAI 1063 is the source of this 1299-nucleotide messenger RNA. NCBI's taxonomy places the organism in Eukaryota, Fungi, Basidiomycota, Agaricomycetes, Russulales, Peniophoraceae. The record is from the annotation of a GenBank genome assembly.